UAAACACGGCGACAGGCUGCAAGUUUCUUUUGCUGUCAUAUGGCCACCGUAUGGCCCCCUGGCAGCGCGGUCGCGAACGACAUCAACGAGGAGCCUGAGUACCGUGGGCUCAGCACGCCCAUCGCGCUACAGCGACUGCACGAUGACAUCGAGACGGUGCUCGCGACCUACGAGGAGCGCUACGUGCGCCUGUCCUGCUGGGAGAAGUUCGGCUCGACUUUCGUCGGCACCUCGACCAGUCCGCUCGGCUGGUUCCCGGCGGUGGCCACCGUGCUGUGCGUGCUGUCGCUAACCGUCACCGGCCACUGCUGGUCGGCGGGGCUGCUGGGGGCGCUGCUGCUGCUGACCGUGGUCACGGUCGUACGGGAGAACAACCUGCGCAAGACGGAGAUCUACCGGAAGGUGCGCACGGUCCUGGACGAACUACGGCUCGGCGUCGAGCUUUGUGCCGACUGGGCGCCCAACAACUACCCGCACCUGUGCAGUCCCCUGUCACCGUGCGUGACACUCCAGUGGACGUACCGGGACGGGCGCAUCGUCAACCUACCGUGGGCCUUACUGGUCCGUGGCGAUCACAUCGUGAUGCGCCCGGGGCAAGUCGCUCCCGGCACCUGCACCGAGCUGGGGCCCGGGGCUCGCCGUUUUCGGUGCGGUGAAACGUAUGGCUUACAGCAACCCACCGAGCCACCUCCGAAGCCGGUCGCCCGUUCGCCGCUGCCCGACCUGAACUGCGUUAUCGAAGUCACGCCCUACCUGGAUACGCUGCGUACCUCGCUCGACUGCUUCCUGAACCGGCCGAAGACGAUCAUCAACCAGCAGCGCGAGCUACUGAUCACACGUUGCAUGCAGCAGUGGGGCUUCUGUGUCAUCCUGCUGGUGACGGUCGUGUGUGGCGUCCUGCGCUGCGUCGGACUGUACUUUUGUGGCAAGCUAGCGACCGACUGGAUGAACGUGCUGCUGCUCAAUCCGACUGCGGCCGUGCUACCCAUUCUGCCGCUAGCCUUCCCGCUGCUGUGGGUGUCAAUCAACCUGUGGGGUGUGGCGAGACUCGAGACGCUGCUCGCGAUCCCGCAGGCGGUGAUGCGCGCCCAGGCGCAAAAGUCCUUCCAGGAGGACCUGGACACACCGACCGGUGACCUCGACCACGUACAGCUGCCGCGCCGCGCUGUCCUCUACUACUGGUGGCAGCUGUAUCAGGGUCGCUCGCAGCUUCUCGGUCGCAGUGCCAACGUGGUGCAGGUGUUGGGAACAAUUACGGCGCUUUGCUGUGUGGACAAAAAGGGAAUUCUGUCGUGGCCGAACCCGACGGCGGAGAAGGUGUUCUUUCUUCGCAACGCCAAGGACGGCGAUCAGAAUAGCGAUCCGUCCGAGCAGAGCAGCCUCAACUCGCAGAGCACACAAAAGGAACCAGCUGGCGCAGUCGCCGAGGUGCUCGAUCUAACGCACGACCAGCACAGUCCGUUCCGGCUCGAAUUCGAUGAUCACGACUUCAAGAACCACUUAACCUCACUGAAACCACUUGGGAUUGCCAUCCUUGUGAAUACGUGCUGCCCGCUGACGCAAGCACACUACGCCAAGUUCUGUGGCCACGUGACGGCGGUCGCGAUGCUCGAUAAGGACCUGGUCCCGGUCACCAAUCGGUAUGCGAUUGUUGAGUCGAGUUUGAAUUGCUUUAUGCAUGGUCGAUGCCUGUGCGAGCUGGCCAAACAAAUCGGCUUCUCCCCGCAGGCUCGUGAUAUUUUCCAGCUUGAAGGGCAGAUUUCUAGCUACCGGCAUCUGCAACCCGACGUCGUGCGUCGAGACAUCCGGUUCGCCCGCUCGCUGCAGCUGACGACGAAGGUGAAGGUACCGUUCCCGCACUCGCUAUCGGUGGUGAUGCGCGAGAUCAACAAUGGUUCGCUGCAGCUGCUGACGCAGGGCACGGCGGACAUCGUGCUCGACUGCUGCGACGACUACUGGGAUGGUCACGAUUUGCAGCCCCUGACGGAGAAGGAGCGCAAGCGGGCGCAAGAUUUUUACCAGCGUUCGGCGCUCACCGCGUACUGUACCGCGUUCGCGUACCGACCGCUGCGCCACGGCAUCAGCGGCGCGUUGUCGGGCGGGCCGCACGGUAACGUCGCGUAUCUCGAGUUACCGCCGGAGACUAAAAAUCGGCGCGAGCUGUACCAACGCAUCAUCGAACGACGCACCACCGAGCCGGGCGAGAUCCUGGCAGACCGGAGCGGUAGCUGCGGCGGCGGCGGCGGCGUAACGAACGGUUUCUGUGCGGCACCCGCCGUCAAUGUGUGCAACGGUCCCGUCGCCGACGUUGGCCCAGCGAUGUUCGCCGGCGCCCCGCUGGCGCAUCACUCCAUCUCCACCGACACGCUGCUGUUUACGGAUGCGCGCGACGACGACAUCUCGGACGUGGACGGGUGCUAUCGGAUGCAAUGCCACCAGGUGUUCAUCGGCAUGGUGACGAUGCAGUACCAGGCGCAGACGGACAUCGUGCAGCUGAUUGAGCGGCUCGAGCGUGCCUGCAUCCGGUUCGUUCACUUCAGCAAGGAGAACGAGCUGCGGUCGCGCGUGUUCUCCGAAAAGAUGGGCCUCGAGAGUGGCUGGAACUGUCACAUCUCGCUGCUGAGCGACGGUGACACGCGCGCAUCCUCCCCCGUCAAACCGGGCUACGGGAGUAACGAUCCCAAGAUGCAGCUCCUGCUUCCGCCCACGGCAACGUACGCCGCCGGGUACGCGACGCAGGAAACGUCACGCGUGCUGAGCUCGUCCGCUCCCGGUGCCAUCUCCAAUCCGGACUCGAGCAGUUUGGCGGGCGCCGUGGGGUUCGGUGGCACGGCGCGGGGACCAGGCAGGCGCGUUUCGCGCACCAACAGUGAGCGCGGCUCGCGCGAAACUAUCUCCCUGCGGCGCCCGUCGACGGACUCGGUCAUGGGUGGGGGCGGGGAGCCGAGCGCUACCGAAGGCCACCCCCGGUCGCUGAGCUGCCUGAGCGAGAGCACGGAGCAGAGCGCGCCGAUCAAUUUUGACAUGUCGAACCGAGCGAAGUUACCGCGCGGCAUCGAGAACAUUCGGCCGCACCUGGAGAGCGUCGACAAUGUGCCGCUGCUGGUGUCCCUGUUUACCGACUGCUCGGCGGAAGCGACCCGCGAGAUGCUCAACAUCAUGCAGCAGUACGGCGAGAUCGUCGUCUGCCUCGGCUCGUCCGCCUCCAACUCCAACUCGGAGAUCUUCCUGCAGGGCGACUGUUCGAUCGCGAUCGAACCGCUGUACCCGCAGGUGUGCCAGGAAUUUCCCGCCUACAGCGAGGCGAACAUAUACAGCAAUCGGGCGCGUACGGCAGUGCCCCAGGCGCAGCGCACCCGCUUCGGAAGCCCUCUGCCCGAUCCGUGCACGACCGUUUCGCCGAUCUACCUAAGCCGCAUCCUGAACGCGAUCCCGUGCUCGAUCGCGACCUGCCGUGACGAUCCGAUCUCGAUUGUGGCGGUCAUUGAGUUGUCGCGCCGCUUCAUGGCCGGCUUGUGGAGCUGCGUACAGUAUUGGGCGUGCUGCGGUGUUUCGCUUGCAAUCAUGAACACGGUGACGGCCCUGCUAUCGCUGCCCCCGAUGAUUGUGCCGCUGCACGCCCUCUACCUGAUGUGCGUGGCCGUGCCACUCGUCGCCCUGACGCUGCUGCGCGUCGAACCGGACCCGGCGCUGAUGAAGCGGGCCACGGGCAAGAAGCAGCGAACGCUGCACUCGCGCCUCGUCCUGUUCGUGCUCUGGUGCUACGGUAUCAAGUUUGCGCUCGCCGUCAUGUUCCUCGUGCUCGCCUACUGUACCUUCCUGUCGCACCCGAUUGCCCUGUUCGCGGGUGAAAUUGGAGCGACCGUGGCCGGGUCUGGCGCGGCCCACGGCACGACGGUGCACAAGAUCCGUAGCGAAGCACAGCAGACUGCAGCGGAACCGGAGGUCGCCGGUGACCUACACAUUGCCCGCAGCUUCAUCCUGCUCGGUACCGUGCUCCACUUCGUCACCAUUUCGGCUUCGUUCGUGCACCGCGACUACAACUGCUUUAAGCGCAGCCCCCUCACCAACCUGUGCUGGGUGUCGGUGGUCGCGCUGCUGCUGCUCGUGCACCUGGCCGUGCUGGUCGUGCAGCUCUGCACCGACGACUACCUUUGGCAGCAGAUGGAGCGCAUCUGGCCCGUCGCCGUCUACAUACUGCUCAUGACGCUCGUUACCUUUUGCGCCAGCGAGUUUUUCAAGUGGGAAGAAAUCAAGGUCAACAAUCGGUACAUUCGGCGAGCUCGGCUAGACUUUGGCACCAAGCUCGGUAUGAACUCGCCGUUUUGAUGCAACUGCACCGAUAUCGAUGCGUUUCUGGGACGCGGCUUUUCGGGGCACCCGAUCGUUCGAGACUGGCGGCCACUGGUGGCCUGUUGGUGGUGGUGCACGAAUGUCCGAACAGCGAAAGGGGAGGACCAAAUUGACAGCGAGAGCCAUCUGGAUCACACGAUUCGUUUUUUUUAAAGAGCUGGUAUUUUAGUUUACUGUGGUUCGUUUUUUCCUUGAUCCAUUUCGAAUAGCAGUGCCACACACAGUUAUCAGUCGAUAAUGUGUCGCUAAUAAACAAGAAUUCUUCUGUCAUUAAAUUUGUGCAGGUGCAUUUGUUAUUUUAAAGCACCUCUACUCCAAGCACUGCCAGGAGAGUUUUUUGUAAAUGUGCAACAGCAGGGUACCCAAAGCAUCUGCCAGCAGUCUAUUAGUGCAAUAGCAGGUGGCGUAGCGCGCAAUAUAUUUUGUAGCGAUGUAAAUCAGUUGCCCAGAUGCUGUUUCUUUCCAAACUAAAGACAGUUCAAGCCUGCCGCCUUCGAAUUUGUUAAAAACCAACCAAACCAACGAAAAACCGCCUUCACGAACACAACGGUAUGGCGGCCAACCCAUCGCCGAGGCUCGCCAUCGCUCGCGGUCGUUCCAAAAGAAAACAGCGGGCUGCAGCGGAGCUCAACUGGCUUUAUUUCAACCUGGCCACCCCACGCGCAGCCGGAUCGAUCUGCCAUCAUGUAAACACAAGAAACCAUUUUUUUUUACCGCGACGCAAUAUAUAAUCUUAUAUUUUAGAUGUACGUUGCUAUUUAAUGAUGGGCCCCACGCCCCGCGUCGAAGUGGAUGACUAAACGAAUGUAGUACGAAACAUUGUAACAUGCAGAAAGAAUAAAGGUUCUAACACGAAUGCGUCUGCCA
Molecule: messenger RNA, 5220 nt
Organism: Anopheles cruzii
Lineage: Eukaryota; Metazoa; Arthropoda; Insecta; Diptera; Culicidae
Product: transmembrane protein 94
Exons: 7
Coding region: 40-4329 (1429 amino acids)
Molecular function (GO): nucleotide binding
Source: RefSeq, a predicted model, not a curated record